AUGACUUUUGACAAUGUCCAGUGUCGCCUCAGGUGCCUGGUCCCUGUGGAGCCAAGGGUGCUGCCCCGGUGGCAGUGUCACCUCAGGUGCCUGGUCCUUGUGGAGCCAAGGCCGCGGCGCCAUGUUAAAACAGCAAUCAGUAAUAUGGAGCAGGACUUAGCAGUGUUUCAGGAACAAGCUGUCGCUAAAGUUUCUCCAUGUGAAGCUGAACUUCAGGAAUUAGUGCAUCAAGUUGACAUCAUGGUAAACAGCAAGAAAGGGGAAUGGGAAAGGAAGAUGAAAGCUUUAGAAGCAAAGAUGGAUAUCCAGGAUAAAGAAUUAGCAAGUGCCCAAAGCAAACUGGAUCAAAAAGGUCAAGAGGUGGGACUACUUCAACAGAAACUGGAAGACUUACAGAAAACUAAGUAUGAAAUGGCUCAAAAUUAUGAAACUCAGCUUCAAGCACUGAAAUAUCAAGUUUCAAAGUUGGCGCAUAGUUAUGAAAAGCUACAGUCACAUCAGUUAAAACAAAAAAGGGUUGAAAGUAGAAAAAAGUGUGAGGAAAGCCUAGAUACACCAGCUGAACUGAGCAAUUUAUACAAGAAACUGGAGGAAUUUAAGGCAAAAUCAAGAGAAUGGGAUAAGAAGGGGACAAUCUGCCAAAAUUAUCUUGUUUAUUUAGAUGCUCAACAAAAAUUAUUGUCUGAGAAAUGUAAUUUAUUUCAGAAGCAGACACAGAAUUAUCAAUUCCAAAUAAUCAAUAAGAAACAAAACCAAGAAGAGGUAAUUACUUAUGGCCAGCCCAAAAGUGAAAAGGAUGAGUUGAUUAUUGAAAAGCUAAAGGCAACUGUGAAUGAAAUAGCAAUAAACAAGAAGAAACUAGAAGAGGAAAAUCUGAAACUCCGUGAGGAUCUAAAAAUGUACCAAAACCAGUGCCAGAACAUGGAGGCAGGCUUUUCAGAAAUGAGAAAUGAGCUGCAGUCACGGGAUGCUCUCUGGAGAAGGAUACAACUGGAAUACCAACAGUUGCACACAGAGUUAUUGAAAAUUAGAGAGUAUAAAGAUAUGCAGGAAAUUCAAAUAAAGCAUCAGUCAUCUUGUGUACAACUUACUGAGGAGCUAGAAAAUAAAAAUGCUGACUUCUUACUAUUGGCACAAAGUCAAGCAUGCCAACGAGAAGAGCUAAACAAGAUAAGAAACCAUGUUUAUCAAGAGGAGCAGUCCCAUUGCUCUGAGCAGGAAAGAAUGAAGACAGAAAUCUCUGACCUGACAGAAGAGCUUCAUCAGAAGGAGAUCACUAUAGCAACUAUCAUGGAGAAAGCUAGUCUUCUGGAAAGACAGUUAAAAAUGGAGUUAGAGAUAAAAGACAAAUUGUUAGCAAAACAACAGUUGUUGGAUUUCCAAUACAAAGUUAUCAAAUCUGAAAACACACAUCUAAAAGAGAUGGUGGAAAACCAGGAGUGCAAGAGUUGCACGAGUAAAGAUUUAUCUAACAAAGAACAUGGGAAUUUCACAGCUUCCAUUCACAAACUGGAACAGGAGAAUGUAAGAUCACAAAAUAGUCUCGUUAAACUACCAAAUGACACAAAAACAUCGAUGCUGAGUCACAUGGAUCCAUAUGGAGAAACAGAGCACAGCUACCAAACCCAUUCAAAGAUGCAAGAAAAGGAAAAGAGAACUUUCCGAAAGGAAGAUGCAUGGGAAAUGGAACAUCAACAGACUGCUAUGUUCACAGCCAGUGGAUACCACAGAAACUGCAGUCUGGCUUUAUACAGCCAAGGCAGUAUCACUGGUUCAAAAAGUGAUAGCAGUUUAUCUUCUCCUACACUUCACAGAGGUCAUGAAAAGAAAAUAGAUUAUAAAUCUCCAUCACCACCAAUGGGGUAUCCUUUGCACUUUGGUGGGCAAUUUCCUGAAAAAGGCAGAACAGACAGCUUGCUGAGCCCUGCUUACAAUGCCGAAGAAAUCAAAUUAUCGUCUCCCCCUGAGAUGUCCUUCCUUGCAACGACAGAAAAGUUCCUUCAAGAGGAAGAGAAACAUACAAGAGAGUUUGAAGAACGUUUAAAUUCGCACCUCGAAGAACUGCAAAGACAUUCUGAAAAUACUCUAAAAAAAUAUGCCAGGAUACAGCAAAGCCGGCAUACUUAA
This is a messenger RNA of Egretta garzetta (little egret), 2127 nucleotides long. RefSeq names its product deuterosome assembly protein 1 (gene DEUP1). The record is from RefSeq and is a predicted model, not a curated record. The transcript is spliced from 15 exons. Gene Ontology annotation, biological process: de novo centriole assembly involved in multi-ciliated epithelial cell differentiation; centriole replication. Lineage: Eukaryota; Metazoa; Chordata; Aves; Pelecaniformes; Ardeidae. Gene Ontology annotation, cellular component: centriole; deuterosome. The coding region runs from base 1 to 2127 and encodes 708 amino acids.